AUGGAAGAUUCUGGUUACAUACAUAUGUCUAUAUUUGACACAAACAAUAAAUAUAAGAAUCUACAGGUUGAAUAUCAAGAAGCUGUGAAAACAGCGCAAGAGCAGAAACAAUUGAUUACCCAACUGGAAGAAGAUCUCAGAAGUGUCAAUGCUUUGUCAUCCAUGUUUAGAGGUACACCGGAAGGACAGAAUGUACUGACACCUGGUGGUGAGGCUGAAAUGGUAGCAGAGGUAGUGAAAGAUGUUGCAGCACCAGUUGCAAUCACCAUAGAUCCUGCCAGCAAAACAGCUGCUGAUUCCCUAUUGCCCAUAAUACAGAGUCAGCGAGAAAGGUACAGACUCAGAGCACAGGAGUUGGAAGCACAAACCCUUGGUCAACAACAGCAGGUAUCAUUACUCCAGAACGAAAUUGACAAGCUGAGGUCCGAUAAUGUAAAGUUGUAUGAGAAAAUCAGAUUCUUACAGAGUUACCCACAGAGUAAAACAACGAGGGAUGAUGGAACUGAACACAGAUAUGCAACACAUUAUGAGGAGAAACUGGACCCCUUUUCUAAAUUUAGCAGAACGGAAAAACAGAGGCGAUACAUGAAUCUCAAACCAUAUGAUAAGAUAACUCUAAGCAUGGUACUCUACAAGUUAGCCCACACAGAAUCUUGUAAACGAGACAUGGCUGCUGAUUGGCACGAAAAAUACGCAGAUCAUAUGAUGAAAGUUCAUGGACAUGCAGACAAACACGGAUAA
Mytilus trossulus (common blue mussel) is the source of this 741-nucleotide messenger RNA. Its product is annotated as protein CASP-like. Gene Ontology annotation, biological process: intra-Golgi vesicle-mediated transport. The record is from RefSeq and is a predicted model, not a curated record. Gene Ontology annotation, cellular component: Golgi membrane. Lineage: Eukaryota; Metazoa; Mollusca; Bivalvia; Mytilida; Mytilidae. The coding region runs from base 1 to 741 and encodes 246 amino acids. The transcript is spliced from 8 exons.